This is a messenger RNA of Rhizophagus irregularis DAOM 181602=DAOM 197198, 1165 nucleotides long. The record is from RefSeq and is a predicted model, not a curated record. NCBI's taxonomy places the organism in Eukaryota, Fungi, Glomeromycota, Glomeromycetes, Glomerales, Glomeraceae.
UUUGAAAAGGUGUUUCGAUCGUCCUAACAUAAUGGACAUAAAUAUUAAAUUAGACCUAUAUAUGUAAACUAUAAAGUUUUUCUACUAGCAAUGUCUGCACCACCUACAGCAGGAGCGAACCCUUCAAUAUAUGUACCGCCGGCUGCAUUCAAUAUUCCGCAACCAGGUAUACCUAACGUUCCCACACCUGUUUUACCACCACCAGCACCAAAACAGCCGCCAUGCACAACACCAAACAACACAAUUUAUAUUAAUAAUCUUAAUGAGAAAAUAAAGUUACCAGCUCUGAAGAAAGCUUUAUCAACCAUUUUCGAACAGUAUGGUGAAAUCUUGGAUAUAGUUGCGCAUAACAACUUUAGAAUGCGUGGACAAGCGUUUGUUGUAUUUAAAGAACAAGAAAGUGCCACAAAUGCAAUCAAAGGAGUUCAAGGAUUCGCUUUACAGGGAAAGCCAAUGGUCAUCCAAUACGCGAAAACAAAAUCGGAUGCUACCGCUAUUAUCGAUGGAACUAUUGAAGAACAUAAACGCCAAAGAUUAGAGACCAAAGAGAAACGCGCCAAAGAACCUCCAACAAAGAAAUUUAAAGCAAAUAACGCGGCUUCAUUUCAGCCUGGAACAUCAACUAUUCCUGGAGUACCAGCAGUCGGCAACAUCCCGGACGAAUAUCUUCCUCCAAACAAUAUUCUCUUCUUGCAAAACUUGCCAAACGAUAUAACAGGAGCUGUUCUAACCACAUUUUUUGGACAGUAUUCUGGCUUUAAAGAAGUUCGCUCGAUCCAUCCAGCGAAGGGUAUAGCGUUUGUUGAAUAUGACACUGAACCACAAGCCAUGAUUGCCAAAGAGGCUUUAUCUAACUAUCCUAUAGCGCCAGAUCACAAACUCAAGAUCACAUACGCAAAAAAAUAAAGGAUAUUUUAAAGAAUAAAUCGACAAAGUUUUUGUCUAAAUUCUUAUCGGGUUGUCGUUAUUUUUAGUUUGCAAAUUUGCUUGUAAUUUAGGAAUUUCCACGGAAGUAGGUUGUAGCGGUCGGGUUUUAGGAAGUGACAAGUUAUGGGUGACAAUUAGAUUUUUAAUUUCGUCCCCAGUUUGGAUGUGACACUAUGUGACAAAUAAUUCUAAAAAACCGGCAUGUAAUUCUGGCUACCAUUUUUUCGGGCGACGCUAU